AUGGACCGUCAUACAGAAAUUGUGGAAGAUGUCGCCGACAAAAUUCGCAACUUCUAUAAGCUUGGGCAGCCAUUUAGAAUAUUCCAUGGCUCGUCGAGCAGUACUCGCCCUCACCAUGAUCCUGGUGUUAACAUCAUCGAUAUCGGUAUGUUGUCUGAGAUCAUUUCCAUCGACACUGCCCGGAAGACUUGCCUCGUGGAACCAAACGUCCCCAUGGAUCGACUAGUCGAGGCUACUCUGGCCUACGGUCUCAUCCCUCCAGUCGUGAUGGAAUUUCCCGGUAUCACUGCGGGUGGUGGAUUUUCCGGGACCUCUGGCGAGAGCAGCUCUUUUCGAUACGGAUUUUUCAACGAGACAGUCAACUUCGUGGAAAUUAUCCUUGGCAAUGGUGAAGUUGUGAGGGCCUCAAGUGAUGAGCGAGAAGAUCUGUUUCAUGGCGCUGCAGGAGCUGCAGGCACUUUGGGCAUUACUGUAUUGCUUCAGGUGCGACUUGUUGAGGCCCAAACAUUCGUGAAAACGACAUAUCACAGAGUCAGCAGUAUUGGCAGCGCCGUUUCACAAAUCGAAAAGUGCUGCAAAAAGGCCAAUAUCGACUACGUGGAUGGUAUUCUUUUUUCAAAAACCCAUGGCGUUGUUAUCACCGGGGAGCUGACCAACGUCAAACCUGCUGAGUCCCUAAUACGGACCUUUAGUAACGCCGGGGACCCGUGGUUCUAUAUUCAUGUCUCGGAUGUUACUACUGACCUUUCUCCAUUAUCGAGCGCCACCGAGUAUGUCCCUCUGGGUGAAUAUCUAUUCCGUUAUGAUAGAGCUGCAUUCUGGGUCGGUCGCCAGGGAUACACAUACUUCAAGUUUAUUCCGUUCAACAAAUUCUUUCGGUGGCUUCUAGACGACUACUCGCACACAAGAAUGCUAUAUCACGCUCUUCAUGCGAGUCGUAUUUCCGAGCAGUUUGUGAUUCAAGACCUGGCACUACCUUACGACACGGCUGAAAUAUUCAUUGACUGGGUUGACUCUCAGCUUGGAAUAUGGCCACUUUGGCUGUGCCCGCUAAAAGAAACCACUAUGCCGACAUUCCAUCCUGUCACAAGUAAUCUGGCGAAAUCCAGGGAGCAUUAUGGACAGACUGGUAUGUCUCAGCCCAUGCUCAAUAUUGGUGUUUGGGGCUGGGGGCCUUCGAAUCAAACAGAGUUCCUAGCCAAGAACCGCGCAUUGGAGGAGAAGCUCGUCGAAUUAGGCGGACGCAAAUGGCUAUAUGCGCACACUUAUUAUACUGAGGAGAGAUUCUGGGGACUGUACGAUCGUUCUUGGUAUCAAAGCCUUAGGGAAAGAUAUUUUGCAACGACCCUGCCAACGGUUUAUGACAAGGUGAAGAAGGCCAGUAGCACGUCCAAAGAGAGAGACGAAACGGGUUGGAAUGUCAAAUCACUACUACAAGCUUGGCCAUUAGGAGGGCUCUAUGGAAUGUUUCUAGCAUUUUAUUCGGGAGACAUCAGGCUGCAUCGAAGAGCCAAGUGGAGAUAUCCAACCCCAAAAAGUGCUUUCGUAGAUCAAGAUGCCUGA
This is a messenger RNA of Fusarium sp. VM40, 1563 nucleotides long. Lineage: Eukaryota; Fungi; Ascomycota; Sordariomycetes; Hypocreales; Nectriaceae. The record is from the annotation of a GenBank genome assembly.